Molecule: messenger RNA, 1980 nt
Organism: Trichomonas vaginalis G3
Lineage: Eukaryota; Parabasalia; Trichomonadida; Trichomonadidae
Product: heat shock protein 70 (HSP70)-4
Exons: 1
Coding region: 1-1980 (659 amino acids)
Biological process (GO): cellular response to unfolded protein; protein refolding
Cellular component (GO): cytoplasm
Molecular function (GO): heat shock protein binding; ATP binding; ATP hydrolysis activity
Source: RefSeq, a predicted model, not a curated record
AUGUCUGCUAUUGGUAUUGAUCUUGGUACAACAUACUCCUGCGUUGGUGUUUUCCGCCACAACCGUGUCGACAUCCUCGCCAACGAUAUGGGUAACAGAACAACACCUUCUUAUGUCGCAUUCACAGAAGACGAGAGACUCGUCGGUGAUGCUGCUAAGAACCAAGCUGCUAUGAACCCACAGAACACAGUCUUCGAUGCUAAGCGUAUGAUUGGCCGUAAGUUCUCUGAUCCAGUCGUCCAAAAGGAUAUGAAGCACUGGCCAUUCAAGGUCGUCCGCAGUGAUGGCGACCGUCCAAAGAUUGAAGUCCAAUUCAAGGGCGAGACAAAGCAAUUCUUCCCAGAAGAAAUCUCAGCCAUGGUCCUCGGCAAGAUGAAGGAAACAGCUGAGAACAUGCUCUCAGAAAAGAUUACAGAUGCUGUCGUUACAGUUCCAGCUUACUUCAACGAUGGCCAACGUCAGGCUACAAAGGAUGCUGGUGUUAUCGCUGGCCUUAACGUCCUCCGUAUCAUCAACGAGCCAACAGCCGCUGCUAUUGCUUUCGGUCUCAACGAGAAGUCCGAUAAGGAACGCCACGUUCUCAUCUUCGAUCUCGGUGGUGGCACAUUCGAUGUUUCCCUUCUUGAUAUCGAUGGUGGCAUGUUCGAAGUUCGUGCUACAGCUGGUGAUACACACCUUGGUGGUGAAGACUUCGAUUCACGCCUUGUCGAUUACUUCGCUGAUCGUUUCCAGAAGAAGUUCAAGUGCGAUCUGCGCGAAUCACCACGUGCUUUGAGAACACUCAGAACAGCUUGCGAGCGUGCUAAGCGUACAAUCUCUACAGCUGCUAACGCAUCCAUCCUUUGCGAGUCUCUCUACCAGGGCCACGAUUUCCAGGAUACAAUUUCUCGUGCUAUGUUCGAGAACUUGAACGAUGAACUCUUCAGAUCCACACUUGGCCCAGUUGCACAGGUUCUCAAGGAUGCAAAGAUGUCAAAGUCCGAUGUCACAGAUAUCAUUCUUGUCGGUGGUUCAUCACGUAUUCCACGUGUCCAGCAGCUCCUCCAGGAGUUCUUCAACGGCAAGCAGCCAUGCCGUGGUGUCGACCCAGAUGAGGCCGUCGCUUACGGUGCUGCAGUCCAGGCCGCCAUCAUCAAAGGCGAUAACUCCGAGGCAGUCAAGGAUAUCUUACUUCUCGAUGUCGCUCCACUUUCUCUUGGUAUUGAAACAGCUGGCGAAAUCAUGACAGUUUUGAUUCCACGUAACACAACAAUUCCAGCCAAGAAGUCAAACAUCUUCACAACAUUCGCUGAUAACCAGCCAGCAGUUACAAUCAAGGUCUACGAAGGUGAGCGUACAAGAACACGCGACAACAACCUUCUUGGUACAUUCGAUCUCACAGGCAUUCCACCAGCACCACGUGGUGUUCCACAGAUCGAAGUUACAUUCGAUGUCAACGCUGAUGGUAUCAUGAACGUUUCUGCUCAGGAUAAGUCCACAGGUAAUGUCAAGAAGAUCACAAUCAAGAACGACAAGGGCCGUCUUUCCCAGGCAGAUAUCGACCGCAUGGUUUCUGAUGCUGAGAAGUACAAGGCUCAGGAUGAAGAGAUCAAGAAGAAGACAGAGGCAAAGAACGGUCUCGAAGGUUACUGCUUCGGUGUUCGUAACUCUGUCAACGGCGAACUCGGCUCUAAGAUCGAUGCUGCCGACAAAGAUGCCAUCCUCAAGGUUGUCAACGACACACUCGCUUGGAUCGAAUCCAACCAGGACGCUUCUGUCUCUGACUACGAGAACAAGCAGAAGGAUGUCGAAGGCCAGUUGAUGCCACUCAUGCAGAAGGCCUACCAGUCUGCUGCUGGUGGUGCCGGCGGAAUGCCAGGUGGCGUUGACCCAUCUAUGUUCCAGAACAUGGGUGGCGCUGGUGGUGCUGCUCCAGGUGCUGGCCCAUCUGCUGGUGCUCGCCCAUCAGGCUCUGGCCCACGUGUUGAGGAAGUUGAUUAA